Messenger RNA from Python bivittatus (Burmese python), 2616 nucleotides. It is a transcript of the gene CTH, whose product is annotated as cystathionine gamma-lyase. Gene Ontology annotation, molecular function: pyridoxal phosphate binding; cystathionine gamma-lyase activity. Gene Ontology annotation, biological process: transsulfuration. Gene Ontology annotation, cellular component: cytoplasm. The record is from RefSeq and is a predicted model, not a curated record. NCBI's taxonomy places the organism in Eukaryota, Metazoa, Chordata, Lepidosauria, Squamata, Pythonidae.
UUAAUCCUGCGAGCCAGAGGAAGCCGGUAAAGAAGCAACUUGCCGCGGUAUUGCGCCAGCCAGCUCAAGCGCUGCCCUGUGCGCUCGCUCCGGUCUGACCGUCCUCCUGCUCCCGAGCCGCUGUUUCGCGCUCCUCGCAGGGAAAACCUGUCGCCGCGGCCAGUGAGCGGGCAGAAUGGAAGACACUAAGGAGAGCAGCUCCAGCUUCCUGCCGCCUUUCAGGCACUUCGCCACGCAGGCUAUCCACGUGGGGCAAGACCCCGAACAAUGGAACUCGCUGGCUGUGGUGCCCCCGAUCUCCCUCUCGACCACGUUCAAGCAGCGCGCGCCCGGGCAGCACAGCGGUUUUGAAUAUAGUCGCUGUGGAAAUCCUACUCGUGACUGCUUGGAAAAAGCUGUGGCAGCACUAGAUGGUGCCAAAUACUGUUUAGCGUAUGCUUCUGGAUUAGCAGCAACUGUGAACAUUGCACACUUAUUGAAGGCAGGAGAUACUGUUAUUUGUACAGACGAUGUCUAUGGCGGUACAAAUAGAUAUUUUCGAAGGAUAGCAACAGAUAUGGGUCUAAAUGCUGUUUUUGUUGACUGCACCAAACUGGAAUGCCUUGAGAAUGCAAUUACACCGGAGACCAAGCUUGUAUGGAUUGAAACACCAACAAAUCCAACACUGAAAGUUGUUGAUAUUCAAGGAUGUGCGAACAUUGUUCGUAAACACAAAGGAGUUAUUUUAGCAGUAGACAAUACUUUUAUGUCUGCAUAUUUCCAGCGUCCUUUGUCUUUAGGAGCAGACAUUUGUAUGUAUUCAGCAACCAAAUACAUGAAUGGACACAGUGAUGUUGUAAUGGGAUUGGUUUCAGUAAAUGAUGAUAAACUCCACGAGAAACUCAGGUUCUUGCAAUAUUCCAUUGGAGCGAUUCCAUCUCCUUUUGAUUGCUACCUUUGCAACCGAGGUUUAAAGACUUUGCCAAUCCGGAUGAAACAGCAUUUUCGCAAUGCGUUGACUGUGGCCCAAUACCUUGAGUCAGAUCCGAGGGUUGAAAAAGUCAUUUUCCCUGGAUUGCAGUCACACCCACAAUAUGACCUGAUGAAACGUCAGUGCACGGGCUGCCCAGGAAUGAUUUCCUUUUACAUCAAAGGAAACCUUGAACAUGCUUCUAGAUUCCUUAAAAACUUAAAGCUUUUUACCCUGGCUGAAAGUCUGGGAGGAUACGAAAGUCUAGCAGAACAUCCUGCAAUCAUGACUCAUGCCUCAGUUCCAAAGGCAGACCGAGAGGCCCUUGGAAUAUCAGAUACGUUGAUUCGCAUAUCUAUUGGAUUGGAAGACUCGGAAGAUUUACUAGAAGAUUUGGACCAAGCUCUGAAAGCAGCGAUUCCUGAUUAUAGAAUCCGUAACUAGGAGUCUUAAACUUGAAGUGGCAAUUGAUUAAUUUGCAAAGUAAUGGAGGGAAGAUUAACUGGCUGCUCAGUCGUUCAUGAAUUUCCACUGGAUCUGAUUUAUAGAAAACCGAGAAAACAUUAUAGGUGUUUGUUGAUAUCCUCAGGUCACUGAAUCUGCAAAGACUUUCAAAUGGGCCAUUUCCUAAUCAUCUGCUUCUUUUAAUUUUAAGAAUCAAAAUAUUCACCUUUACAUUACAUUUACAUUAGCUCUCAGAUUAUCAUGAUUCACAUUCAGGAAUAUGUUUGUUUAUAAUUGCCUGAUAAUAUCUAUAUUUGUUUAGCAUAAGCUGAUGUUGGGGCUAAGCUGAGCUGCAAAUCAGGACUACUUCUUAAUAAUGCAUAUGAAGCCCUUUAAAGAUUAGAAAGCGCUAUAUAAAUAUUAUGGAACAGUUUUCAAAAUAGUGGUAUGUCAGCGCAUCAGACUUCCCCUUCAUUAUUUACUUGUGAUGCAGAUUUUUUAAAGUUGAUAUCUGAUGCAAACAAGCAACAACCCUGCCUCAAAUACAACUCCCCCCCAAAAAAAUUAUGUUAAUUUUGCAAACCUUUAUGAUUGGUAUUUUCUCAAAUUUCCAUGCUAACUGAAAUGCAAUACAUUUUGCAAUUUAGUGACAUGGUUUUCCACUUAAGCAUGGUGGAUAUUAAGGGCAAAGACAAAUAAAAAUGUGUAUAGUAAGAAUGAGUACUCACAAAAAUAUAUAAUAAUGUAUUUUAAAAAUACAUGCACUAGGAAGGUGCAUAUAUUUGGGGAGAUGCCCACAAAAAACAGUGUACACAUUUUUAUGCUUAUUUUUUAUCAAGCUCUCAAACUGAUACAGAAAUGGAUAGAAGCAAACUUAUGAUCUGAAAAUGUGAAUCUGAGACAAGUUUAAUGUCUGGAUCUGUUAUUUCUCUUUACUGUGCAAUACUGAAAAAAAUGUAGCAGUUAAUUACAUAACACCAUAUGUGUUACUUUUUAAAAAGUUAAGUAUUGAAAAUUUGAUUUGAUAUCUCUUGAUUUAUCAAUAUAUAUAUUUAAUUAUAAUUUUGGUUAUCUUCCUUGUCUUGAAGUUCUGAAGUUCUUGGUAAAUUAGCUAUUUGAAAUUAAGUACUAUUUCCAUAAGCAAUAUACGACAAAGUUCAUGUGCACGUGGAUUAUCCAUAAAGUUGAUUGAUUUUAGGUCCAAUUUACCUGAAGAGUUGUUU